This is a messenger RNA of Sycon ciliatum, 4314 nucleotides long. RefSeq lists its product as uncharacterized. Gene Ontology annotation, biological process: regulation of apoptotic process. NCBI's taxonomy places the organism in Eukaryota, Metazoa, Porifera, Calcarea, Leucosolenida, Sycettidae. The record is from RefSeq and is a predicted model, not a curated record. The coding region runs from base 282 to 3620 and encodes 1112 amino acids. The transcript is spliced from 10 exons.
UUUCAUCUCCUUCGGAUUAUUUUUCUAGUGCUGAUAGCGAUCUAUGCGAGCUUGAUGCUGAACAUUUCAAGCGUUAUUUUCGAAAGAGUUGCUUGCCUUCAUCAAUUUCGCUCUGUACCUGAGCCACAACGGAUGAACGGCUUGUACGUGGCAGUACGUAUAAUUGCGUGAGAUAAGACAUCUCUUUGAUCCUAAGAAGUUAUGCAGUAACUCGAUGUCGAUCGUGAUCAGUCCGCAGUGCGAGUGAACUGUGGUCACGCGGACAGGCAGGAGUGUGAACAAUGGCAGACAGGGUGCGCUAUAACAUAGCCUUCCUAGUUUCCAAUCUAGAUGCAUCCUUGAUCUUGGAACUCUUGCUGGAGAAUGAUGUGCUGGACGUUGAUGAAUAUGAUACUGCCUCUAGCAAGGAACACGUGAAGUCUGAUCUGACAAAGUACAUGGUGAGGCUGAUGCUGACGAAAACAGAGGAACAGGUCGACACGUUCCUGAGGCUCAUUCAGCACAGCCAGCCUCAUGUAGCGGAACAUGUCGCCAGUACCAUGGCAAAGCGACGCGAUCCAACUGCCAGUGGAAAAACUGACCAUCCGACGAAGCCAAUGUCGGCAGAUCAUGAGCCAGCACUUGGUUCGUCCUCCGCACUGCCAGAGUGGGUGAACUUCCGCACCAUCAGCAACAUUGAUCGAAUGGAGAGGCUAAAACGCAUCCGGGACAUCGUGGCCGAAUCCUCCCAACGUGUGCAUGAUGUUGGAUCCUACCUUCUGGAGAAGGAAUUCCCGGACAGUCCAAAAGCGGCGAUCACUGAUAGAGCCCAUCCGGAGACGAGCCCAUUUAGCUUGUUCGACGCAAUGACAAAGCUAUGGAUCGAGAAAUACCACAUACCGAGCGGCAGAGACAUGCAUAUGGCCGUUCAGAAUGCGGUUGGGCAUGGAUUGGCGGCGAACAUCAAGGAAUUCUGCCUCAACUCUGAUGGAGUCACUCCAGAAUACCUUUUUGAACUGGAAAGAGCAAAAAGAGAUGCUGCAAGGCGUGGUGACACAACAAGCGUCCGCUUCUUGCACAUUGCAAUUCUUGGAGCUGCACGUUGUGGAAAGACAAGCUUGCUGAAGACCAUACUGGGUGAAGAGCAUGACCCCGGUGAGAAGAGCACGCUUGGAAUGAAAACUUCAUUCGCCGUCACAACGAUUGAAAAUGGCCAAUUCAUAGUAUGCAGUGAUAUUAUUGAAGCGCUGCGGCAGCUGUACGUAACAACGAUACUGAAGGACGAACAAAGCGACUCUAAAAGACUGCAAGAAACAGAUCACUCCACUCCUCCACACGGUGAUGCCGCAAGGUCACAAGAAGUUACGUUUGGCGGAGCUGCACCAAUUCUUCCUGGAAAUCCUUCACGGCAAAUCCUCAUCAGUGAGCCUUCAGUAGGAGGAGAAGACUUCGUGCAACGUGCAAUAGAAGCCAUCCGUUCUUCAGACAUGGUGAAGUACAUCAAGGAAGCUGCUGCCAAACCUGACUUCACCGUGAUCACAUUUCAAGACCUCGCUGGUCAGCAGAUCUACCAGUCUGUACAGCCACUGCUCAUAAUGAAGAACACCGCAUUCAUAGUGGCGUACAAUGCAUCAAAGAAUUUGGAGGCGGAGAUCGAUGAGAAAGAGCUUGAAGAAAUGCAGAUGGCUCAAUCACCAAUCCUGCGUGCGACUUUGCCAAGUGAUGCUACCCACAUUGAUCAAGUAUUCUCAUGGCUCGACAUGCCACUCUUCCAUAGCAAAUCUGAUCACACAGACGAGACAUCAGGAGAUGUGUUCAUGGUCGGUUGUCAUGGAGAUGUCUAUGACGAAGAGAAGGUCAAGGAAACCCUGCCAGAUCCGAAAGGGUUGCUUCACAAAAGGAUCAAGGAAUCGCGGUACAAGCGACUGGUAUCUAAUCAAAAGUCACACUUCCUAGUCAACAACACCAAGUCCAAGUCAGGUGACGAUGAUGGUGCCAAGGCCCUGAAGAAGGCCAUUGCUGAUCGCUGUGAAGACAGCAGGCUCAACAUUCCUGUGACAUGGCUGCGCUUUUGCAUGGCCAUUGAGCUGUUGAAGACAACCAUCCAGCUACCAUGGCUGGACUUAAAAUGUGUUCAAGGCAUUGCUGAAGACCUGGAUGCCAUCGAGAGAGACGAUGAUGAAGGGAUGAAGGAACUGCUGAAGUAUGGCCACGAGUCCGGUCAUUUGGCAUACUUCCCCACUCGUGAACUCAAACACCUCGUUAUUCUGGACAAGCAAUUUGUCCUGGAUUGUGUGACUGCCCUGGCAUACGUCGACUUGGAGGACAGCUGCGAUGCCAUGUCGCCGUCUGAGUACGAUGAAGAACGCUAUGGCAAGGGCUUCAUAUCUGAAGAUUUGGCCAGGUUUGCCUUCAACCAAUUUGCCAAAAAAGCAGAGAAGACAGCACAUUGGAAACUGCUUCAGGACCAUCAAGAUGAAUGGAACAGUGCAUUCCAUAUUCUCCAAGAGCUGUCAGUCCUAGUUAUCACUCCGCGCACUGUUGGCAAUGGACAAAAGAAGCAAGAGUUCAUUAUGCCAGCAGUAGUACCGAACGAAGCACUAGAAGAAGCCAGAUCUGCUGAUCUGUCACCGCCAGCAUACAUAUGUCUUGAGAUGACAGGGGAAGAAGGACACCAAAUCCCGUUUCCUGUCUUUCUCUACUGGCAGUGUGUGGUUGAGAUGCUCAAGGAGUCGCCGAACCGCACCGAUUGUAGUGUAUCUUUCAAUGGAGUGCGGCUAUACUGGGUCAAGGAUGAUUGGCAGUGGUUACGGCUUAGCUAUGCCCGGUUCGGUCUAAGGGUGUGUCUGGAGCGGAGCUCAGAGGCACAGGAUUGUGCCAGCACAGGCCAGCCAGCGCUAGCACUGCUCAAGUCAACUGUUCAGAAUGUGCUAAGCGAAUGGUCGGGAAAGGGCAAGCUGCAGGCAAGCGUUGUGAAGGUUCUUCCAUGCCCAACGGACUGUAAGCACCCUUCUGGCGUGAAAUGCUUGGAGCAUGGGAGAAAGUCCUGCAACAACAGCUGCCCACAUGCUCUCCACAACGUGACUGUGGGUUUGGUGCCUGUUUGCCGUCUUCCUCGCCCUCCAGUGACACAGAUGAUACGCCAAGCAGCAAAGUUUUGGCUCGGCCUUGAGCAGGAUGCACAUGGAAGGCUGUUUGAGCCGAGAUCGACCUCUCUUCCUUCAGUGCAAGAUUCAAGUGAAGCUAGUUCUCCCACUCCUGCAACCGAUGGUGCUUCGCUUUGCGAUUUUAGGUGGAAGACACUGGCACAGAUCGAAGAUUGGCUAGACUUCGAGUCUGCACUCCAGAACUUUGUCACAGGCGAGGAAAGAAGAAAUCUUGGUAGAGCUGCAGUGAUCUUGGUUGAUGACGCGAUGAGGAACGUCUACGGUGCUGAACUAAACCGAUUCCAUGAAGCGAAUGCUGACGUAAUCCGUGGGGAAGGGAGAGGCAUGGAUAACCUAUUCUGCAUCAUUCUGUACCUCAUCAACAAGAGGCAGGGAAUGACCAUCAACGAACUGUAUGGAAUGCUGGCUAAACAUGCAGAAAGCCAUCGUCGCGAUAUCUGGAAGGCCCUCUCGGAAGCUGCAUACAAUGAUUGAGCAAGCACUGCGUUGGGAAAGGAACAGGGAAUCUGAGCAGAGGACAUGAUGGCUGACUCACCAAAGAUUAGUCAGUCAAUCGCAUUGCUCAGCUGCUGCAAUUGCAGUUACGGUAUUCUCGUUGUCCGCUGUUAUAAUGUUAUGUUCAUCUAUUUAUCAUUUAUUUACACCGAUCUAUCCAGUUGCAUUGAAAGCCCAUGGAGAAGGAGCCAUUUCCCCAAACCCGCGAUGGCUGGCUGGCAUGUGUUUCUUUUGCUGUCCAAGACCGAGGCUGUUAUUGCAACUUUCACAGUCAAUCAUCAAUCAAGAAUACCUGAAACUGCUGUUCUGCAGCUGCCAUAGCACUGACAGUAGUCACUGCAUUUGUCUCAGUCGCAUGGCAAACCUAUUCCCAACCCAAACAUUUACGUACAUGCGCACUUGAUUCUUUGAUUCUUGCCCAUGAGAAUCACUCAGCCUAUAUAUGAACCUUUCAUCUUUCAGUGCAACACCUUUGACUAUUCGAGAGCGGCAAUUAGAAAUGCAGGAGCGGAACGAGGUGUCACGUUUCCUGCACAAAAGAUAUUAUCUCAGAUACGCAAACCUGAACAAUGACAAUAAUAUCAAUGCGGCAUCGAUAUGCCGUGUUCAUUUUUCUAUAUUCUUAGACUAGUAUUUUCAAUUAUCUUGUGUCCUUCGUGGACAUUUGCCUUCA